Messenger RNA from Papaver somniferum (opium poppy), 1641 nucleotides. Its product is annotated as CBS domain-containing protein CBSX5-like. NCBI's taxonomy places the organism in Eukaryota, Viridiplantae, Streptophyta, Magnoliopsida, Ranunculales, Papaveraceae. The transcript is spliced from 2 exons. The record is from RefSeq and is a predicted model, not a curated record. The coding region runs from base 139 to 1410 and encodes 423 amino acids.
CGAAAAACAAAAAGAAACAAACUCGCUUUUCCUCCCGUCACCAGCCUCUUUUUUCUGUCUGUAAUUUUCUAGGGGUUUCAACUCUUCAAAAGGGGGUAUUGAUUUUGCGGAGAAAAUAACCUCUUUUAUAGAAAUUGCAUGGCAAUAAGCUUGUUAUCACAUGAGGUAUCAGACCUCUGUCUUGGUAAACCAGCUUUGAGAUCAUUAUCAAUUUCUGCUUCAAUUAGUGAUGCUUUAUCUGUAUUGAAAUUCACCGGUGAAAAUUAUAUUAGCAUAUGGAGUUGUGAUCAUUCUGACCUAUUAAAAAUUGGUAAUAGUUGCGGAGAAGAAGAAAAAUGUAGAUGUAUUGGGAAAAUUUGUAUGGUUAACAUUGUUUGUUAUCUAUGUAAAGAAGAGAAUGUGUCAAAUCCUUGUCUUGCAUUAAAAUCUCCUGUUUCUGUUCUUCUUCCUGAGGAUGUUUCUCCUGGAGUUAUUAGGCAUGUGGAGCCACAUUCAAGUUUGCUAGAAGUGAUUGAUCUCAUCAUAGAAGGUGGUGCACAGAACUUGAUUGUACCCUUAAAAACCAGCUCAAGGAAAAAGCUUCUUUCAAAAUCUUCGUUUGGGCCAACUCACCACAGUGGUCAUGAAUUUUGUUGGUUAACACAAGAAGAUGUCAUUCGGUAUCUUCUCAACUUAAUUGGUCUAUUCUCUCCGACCCCAUUUUACUCAAUUGAGUCGCUCGAUAUUAUUGAUCCUGAAAUUCUAGCUGUUGGUUACCAUGACCCUGCUUCUUCUGCUGUCACUGCUAUUUCUAAUGCCUUAGCUCAACAAACCUCGGUUGCAGUAGUAGAUGAAUUAGGAAAAUUGUUAGGGGAAAUUUCACCAUUAACACUUUCUAAUAGUGAAGAAACUGUUGCAGCUGCAAUUACAACACUCUCAGCUGGUGAGUUAAUGUCUUACAUAGAUUGUGGUGGCCCACCCAGUCAUUUGAUCAAAAAGGUUAAAACAAGAUUGGAGGAAAGAAAUUUACAAGGGAUGUUGGAUUUGAUACAAGAAUUGAGUAUGUCAAAAUCUUCCUCAUCAUCGUCGCAAGCAUUUUCUUCCUUUUGGUCCUCUUCCUCUUCGUCUUCCUCUUCUUCAGAUGACGAAUGCGCUUCUACUUUACUGAGAAGUUGUAGUGAUAAUACACCAACAAGAUCAAAUAGUAUGAGCAGUAGAUGUAGCAGAUCAAGUUGUUAUUCAGCAAGGUUAGUAAGAAGAUCAGAAGCAAUUGUCUGUAAUCGUAGAAGUUCAUUAGUUGCUGUCAUGAUUCAAGCUUUAGCUCAUAGAGUUAAUUAUGUCUGGGUCAUCGAAGAUGAUUAUACGUUGGUUGGUAUUGUUACUUUCUCAGAGAUGUUAAAAAUCUUUUGGGAACAUUUAAAUUCAAUUUAGUUACUAUUCCUUAAAUUCUUCCUAAAACAAAUAUGAAAAGUGUGUAGAGCAUAAUGGUUUGUGAACUCAAAAUUCUAUAUUAAAAUAGGAUUUCCGGGAGUGUUCUUGUAGAGAUGAUUUUGUAAUGAGUUUAUCUUUGUUUAUGCUGUGACCUGCUACUACUCUUGUCUGUUGUCUUUGGAUUCUGAAAUUUGUUUUCUAUUUCUUUUGUGAAGAAAAAGUUCUGUUUUA